CUCGUGAUGCCGAAUAAUGAAAAUCUGCCCAGUGGCUUUUUCUCAUCACUAAUCAUUUCAUUUGGCGACGCAAAAUAGGGACGACUUCAAUCAAAAACAACACAUCGGAUCAUGUGAGCAUGUGAUGACACGACUGACAGGUGUAGCAGGUUUGUCAGUCCAUCAAACUGAUCCUGGUGUGUUGUACUCAGAUGUAGACAUGCUGUAACUGGGACAUUUCAGUGCUGGGGGUCGGUCUCACUAUGAAGGGCUCCAGCUCCAGAUGGGCCUUCUCCCUGGGCUUCUUGGUGGGGGCCUGCAGUGUCUACUUCUUCCUGCGCCAGGUGUGGUUUGAGAGGAGCUACCCCGUGCUGUCAGAGGCUCAGGAAAAAGCCACAGCGGUGACUGAGAGACCAACCAGCUGGAGGAAGGAGGGAGCUGCUCUCAUCAACCUGCAACACUCUCACAAAGAUGACGACAGCCGGGUGGCAGAUGUGUUGUACCAGAAGGUUCGUGUUCUCUGUUGGGUGAUGACUGGACCUUAUAACCUGCAGAGCAGGGCCCGCCAUGUCAGGGCCACCUGGAGUCGCCACUGCAACGUGGUGGUGUUCAUGAGCUCUGAGGAGGACCCAGACUUCCCCACUGUAGGCCUGGGCACUAAGGAGGGCCGUGACCAGCUCUACUGGAAGACUAUUCGAGCCUUCCAUUAUGUCUACAAGCACCAUGCGAGUGAAGCAGAUUGGUUCCUUAAAGCUGAUGAUGACACCUAUGUGGUGGUGGACAACCUGCGCUGGAUUCUGUCCAACCACACGCCUGAAGAGCCCAUCUACUUCGGCAAACGUUUCAAGCCUUACACCAAGCAAGGCUACAUGAGCGGAGGGGCAGGCUAUGUGCUUAGCAAAGAGGCCCUCAAGAGAUUCGUUGAAGGUUUUCGAACCAAAGUUUGCUCACACACCACGCCCGUAGAGGACUUGGCGCUGGGGCAGUGUUUGGAGAAGAUGGGCGUUCUGGCGGGGGACUCCAGAGAUACUUUGCAUCGAGAAACUUUCCACCCAUUUGUGCCAGAGCACCAUCUAACUAGCAAGUUCUCCAAGAGCUUCUGGUACUGGAGCUAUUGCUACUACCCAAUUGUUGAGGGUCCACAGUGCUGCUCUGACUUGGCAGUGUCUUUCCAUUAUGUAGAGGCAGAGCUUAUGUACGCACUGGAGUACUACACCUAUCACCUGAGAGCGUACGGCUACAGGCCACGCUACCGGCCCUCCUUACGCCAGGGUCUGAGCCUCGGCCCACUGUCGCAGACAGCCGUGACGGAGGAACUUAAAGGGGUUCAGGAGGUGACAGAUGGAAGGAGUCACACAACUUCAGCUCUUUCUGUUAGUGGAAACCAAACUAAAGCAGAGAUGGAGUCAGAGAAAGGGGGGAAAGACAAUCGUGUUACUGAGAACAGGACUGCAGUCACUCAAGGCAGGCACCGCUGAUUCUGUGUUUCAGCUGUGGUUGAUUUCCCUGCACAGUAUGUCGGCUGAUGUUCUCUUCUGACGGGCUUUCUUCGAUCCAAUCACAGUAUAAUUCCAGCCAGUAUUACACUGUAAGCACUCGCAGUGAGAGUGGUUAAAAUCUGAAUAUGAUUCAAUGGCAGCUUUGUAUGGCUUGGCUAUUUUUAAUCAAGAUAAAGUUUUGGUUUAGUUUGACAUAGUCAUCAUGUACAGUUGUGAAUUAAAUAGACAUGCACAGUCCCAGAUAUGUGUUUGGGGAAAUACAGGAAGAGGGAAGAGGCACAUAGAGUAUUAUUUUGAAGUACCUGUUGUGAGCCAAUAAGGCAGCAGCAGAUGUAUGAAAAGAUUGUCUCAUUUGUAAUUUAUUUUAUUUUUUUCUUAAAAUGGAGCGCAGCAGUAAAUUGCUGUGUGUGUGUGUGUGUGUGUGUGUCACAACUUCUCUUUUAUUUAUGGCCUCUUUGUUUUUCUGGUGUUGAAUCCGAUGUUCUGUUUUACUUUUCUGAAGUUAAAUUUCAGUUAUAUCUAAUUAUUUUAUUUUGACUUUCUAACAAGCAACAUUUCAUAUUACAAUUUUUUUUUGUUGCCUUUGCGUCUGUUUGCAUUGUUUGUCUUUGCUUUUCUUUUAAACACUGUGGUUAGAUAAAAGCAGACUCUAAAGCUGUCAGCAGCGAUUCGAUGUUUGUUUCAGUAAGGACAACAAUUGUGCUGUUAAAAAUGUACUUUAUUUUUAUCUUUGUGUGAUAUGAGAUGCUCGGAUGCAAGUGUGUACUUGAAACCUCCUGUACUUCUUUUUGAAAACAGUAGCUUCUGAUGAAAACAGUAAAUCCAAAACGGUAAUGAAUCCCUCACGUCAUUUUUUAUAACCCAACAGAAAACAUUGUAGCAGGUGUGAUUGAACCUCUGUUCAGGCUUGAAGAAUCACUCAUAAACAGCUUAAAGGAAAAUGCACUUGUGUUUUUAAAUGAAUAAAUGAUGUUUAAAAAA
Messenger RNA from Anarrhichthys ocellatus (wolf-eel), 2459 nucleotides. RefSeq names its product core 1 synthase, glycoprotein-N-acetylgalactosamine 3-beta-galactosyltransferase 1, like a (gene c1galt1la). The coding region runs from base 243 to 1457 and encodes 404 amino acids. Gene Ontology annotation, molecular function: N-acetylgalactosaminide beta-1,3-galactosyltransferase activity. NCBI's taxonomy places the organism in Eukaryota, Metazoa, Chordata, Actinopteri, Perciformes, Anarhichadidae. Gene Ontology annotation, cellular component: membrane. The transcript is spliced from 4 exons. The record is from RefSeq and is a predicted model, not a curated record.